Molecule: messenger RNA, 3088 nt
Organism: Triplophysa rosa
Lineage: Eukaryota; Metazoa; Chordata; Actinopteri; Cypriniformes; Nemacheilidae
Gene: eva1ab
Product: eva-1 homolog A (C. elegans)
Exons: 4
Coding region: 1089-1556 (155 amino acids)
Source: RefSeq, a predicted model, not a curated record
AAUGUCCUGUCUGACUGUCUUCCUAUGAGAUUAGAAGAACAGAGAUGCAUUUAGAGACAGGUCAAACACUAUCUAAGGCCUUUAUGGUCUAUAAAAGCAACAGAUACUGAACUUAAUGAGUUUGCACAGAGGUCAUGAGAAUGCCCAUUGUUUAUUUAGUCAGACCUGGGUCUGAAAGUAUUAUAGGCUAAACCACUUCAUUUGGGUUAUAUAUACUGUAUGUAGUGAUCCCUCCAAAGUAUUUUGACUUUGCGAAAUACAUUUAAUUGCAUUAGACUUCAAAAUAUCAAAGCAAGUGGCAUCCACAAGCUAAACCUUUUCUCAGGACUAACUUUACCUUCUGGAGACAUUUUUGGCUGUUGUCUUGGACUUUUACAAAAUGUUUGUGUGGUUAGCCGGUCCUCAGUCCUGUUCACGAACUCACACAUAUAAGCGUACAAAAAUACAAUAUUUCAUAGAGCCUCAGGGCAGAAAUCUCAGCGAAAGCUAAAAGGCAAAUUCCAAGUCCAGUCUGAAUGAAAUUCCCAUGUCAUGUCGUGUUCUCUAGUCGGCUAACCAUCCCCCUCCUUUUUUUUCUUUCAAACUCUCUCUGUCUCUCUCUCUUUCACUACCUCCCUCUUUUUCUGAUACUAGCUGCUCUCCGGAGCUCCAUUCUGACUCGGCUGCGUCUGUCAGAAUGCGAACACUUCUGCCUCCUGCUUUCUCCGUGUCACAUUCCAUCUUCCAGGGCACAAUGUCCAUAUGACAUAAGUUCUAAAGAGAUUAUGAUUACCUUUUACCUUCAACCACUUUUUCGAGAACUUUUCUCAUGCAGAGGCAUGCAAACUCUUUAGGAGAACAGCUACCUUUGCAUUUUUCCUGUGCUUCUAUUGAGUUCUUUGGACUUUCAUGGGAUCAAACUAACUGGUUUUAUAGUUUUAACCCAGAUGAGCACGAGAAAGGACAGAAUACAUUGGAUACGUUUCUAAUGAUUGUCUUCACGGUUCUGGAUGAAUUCAUAGAUCUUCAGAAAACAGAUCUGUUUUCUUAAAUGGACUGCAAUGGAUACAACAUUCAGCACGACAAAAUAAGUGAUCUACAGAGCGCAUAUGGAUGAAAUGGGUACACCUUUCUUCGAAAGGCAAGCCACAACUGAGGAGAUGGCUUUAGUGAGCAAUGCACUGGCUGCUUACUCCUUUAUAGCAGAUCACCCAGAACGGGCGGCACUGUACUUUGUGUGCGGGGUGUGUUUGGGUCUGGUUCUCACUCUUAUCGCGUUAGUGGUGCAGAUUUCCUGUAGAACUGACUGCAGAACACAACGAGCGUCCAAGAAAACGGGAAAACCUGCGGAGAGCACCAGCGAUACAAGCGACAGCGACUCGGACUGGGACAAUAGCUCCGAUCUGUCAGCACGGCGACACCGGCGUUUCGAACGGACGCUAGGUAAUGUGUUUACGUCAGCCGAAGAGCUGGAGCGAGCGCAACGAUUGGAGGAACGAGAGAGAAUCAUACGAGAGAUCUGGAUGAACGGACAACCGGGUAUGCCCGGCACGCGCAGUCUGAACCGCUACUAUUGAAGCGUCUGAUGCGUUGAGAUAUCUCCCGAGGAAAUAUAGUCCACUCCCAUGAGUAUUUAACGGCUAUUUCUUUGUGGGAAAUAAGCCAAAUCGACACCUUCUAUUGUCUGGGAACAUCUAGUUCUUCUGGUGGUAACAUUAGUGAAGUUUUUUCAAUGGGUUAGAUGAAGAUUCAUCAUAAAAUAUAUAUUUGAUAUAAAAAUAUAUAUGCUUAAGCUUUCGUUAGGCUUGACUUGAAAUACUGUAUUUUUAAUUGGAAAUUUGUCAGAGACAAUUUUGCAUACUAUAGGUGGAUUUGACAAGGCACCUAACUUUAAAGUCUUAUCUUUUAGUGUUAUCUUUUUGUUGUUAUUUAAACUAAAUUUGAUAUAUUGCAAUCUCUUAUAAUACAAAAGCUUUGUUUUGGAGCACAGUGUAGGCUACAUUUUAUUUUCAUAGUUUGAAAACUAACCAACCAAAAUGUUGGUUUGUGCCUUUUUGUGGAACAAUUCAAAGCCUUUAAACAAUCAUUCUUUGAAGGAAGAAGAAAGUCACCUCUAUUUAUUAGAUAUAUGCAUAGUUAAUUUAGUUUUUUUAUGUGGUGCUAAUCUUCUGUUGGAGAAUCCAGGAAAAGCACAAUUGACCAACAAUGGUACAGGAAAGGCAAUGCAAUCCAAAUACUUUUAAUAAUCUGUUCCAUGUCCUUAUUUUGCCAUUAUUUUUGCAUUAAAUAUAGGCUACAUGCCACUUUUCAGUGUCAACAAGAAGCUCACAUGCAUGGUUGAUCUAAUUGAUGUAUAUAAAAAGUUAUAAAAAACAAUUCUCUGGAUAUAAAUACAGUACAUAAAUCUAAACUUGCAUCUGGCUACCUUUAUCAUAACAACGAACUAUUGUUUGGAAUGUUUUUGUUUUGUAAAAAACAAAUGGCCUGAUGUUUGUUGGUGGGUCCACUCUUGCUAUAAAGAAAUAAAACCAAAGCUUUAACAAUCUUUUGUUUUAUAACAAUAGUCAUACUACAUUCUUAAUGCCGCUGUUGUAUGGAGUCAUAAUAGUCUUGCACAAAGCAUGAUGAAUCUCCCAGGUUUUUAACAUGUUGUGCAUGGUCAUUCCACAUUUUUUCUACAUUUCUAGCUUUGCCAGAUUACUGUAAACAUGUUAAUCGUAUUGUAACACUGACAUCUGUUAUCUAUCCACUGAAAAGGAGAAUAGUUUGAGUGUGUUUUAAGUGACAAUGAUCCUAUCAAGCCACUUAAAACCAGCUAGUACAGAUCAGUAGGUCCCCCUUGUUCUGCCAGAACACAUCUGAUGUGUUGAGGCGUGGAUUUCACAAGACCUCUAAACAUGUCCUGUAAUAUCUGAAACCACAAUAUUAACAAGCAGAUCCUUUAAGCAGUGAUGAAAGAAGUACACAAAUGAAGUACUUGAGUAAAAGUACAGGAAACAUAAAAUACUUCAGUAAAAGGUUAAUUACUCGUGUUUUUUUAUUUUGUUUUUAAAUUAAAAAAGUACUUGAUUUUUUAUGUACUUCUAUUAAGAAUAAAAAGUACUGACAA